Nematolebias whitei (Rio pearlfish) is the source of this 2447-nucleotide messenger RNA. It is a transcript of the gene ero1b, whose product is annotated as endoplasmic reticulum oxidoreductase 1 beta. Gene Ontology annotation, cellular component: endoplasmic reticulum; endoplasmic reticulum membrane. Gene Ontology annotation, molecular function: thiol oxidase activity; FAD binding; protein-disulfide reductase activity. The record is from RefSeq and is a predicted model, not a curated record. Gene Ontology annotation, biological process: protein folding in endoplasmic reticulum. Lineage: Eukaryota; Metazoa; Chordata; Actinopteri; Cyprinodontiformes; Rivulidae.
AUGGAGUCACAGCGUGUUUGUGCACGGUUUCAGCUCACUGGAGUCCUGGAUGACUGCUUCUGUGAUGUCGAAAGCAUCGACGUCUUCAACAACUUCAAGAUUUACCCUCGCAUGAAGAAGCUGACUGAGAGAGACUACUUUAGAUACUACAGGGUGAAUCUGAAGCGACCGUGUCCUUUCUGGCCCGACGAUGGACACUGCUCCAUCAAAGACUGCCAUGUGGAGCCCUGCCCUGAGAGUCAGGUCCCAGUUGGCAUUAAAUCUGGAAACUACAACAAGUUUUCCCAGGCGUCCAGUUCAGUGUCUGACGUGUCUGAGUGUGAACAGGCCAAAGAGCUGGGGGCCAUCAACAGCACCCUGAGUAACCGGAGUAAAGUGGCGUUCGCUGACUGGGCGAGACACGAUGACGCUCAAGAUCACUUCUGUGAGCUGGACGACGAGACCUCUCCAGAUGCUGAGUAUGUGGACUUGCUGCUGAAUCCAGAGCGAUUCACUGGAUAUAAGGGUCCUUCUGCCUGGAGAGUGUGGAACAGCAUCUAUGAGGAAAACUGCUUCAAGCCCAGAUCGGUGUACCGACCUCUGAACCCUCUGGCUCCGAGCCGAGGAGAUGAUGAUGGCGAGGGCUUCUACAAGUGGCUCGAAGGUUUGUGUUUGGAGAAAAGAGUUUUCUACCGACUCAUUUCAGGCCUGCACAGCAGCAUCAACAUCCACCUGUGUGCCGAGUACCUGCUGGACGAGGGCUGGAGCCACACGGUGUGGGGUCCAAACAUCCACGAGUUCCGUCAGCGCUUCGACACAGCCGAGACGAAGGGCGAGGGCACCCGUCGGCUGAAGAACCUCUACUUCUUGUAUCUGAUCGAACUGCGAGCUCUCUACAAGGUGGCUCCGUACUUCGAGCGAGCCAUCGUCAGCCUGUACACCGGAAACUCCCCGGAGGACGGAGAGACCAAGGACCUGCUGCUGCAGAUCUUCAACGAAAUCAAAGCUUUCCCGAUGCACUUUGAUGAGAAGUCCAUGUUUGCUGGACAUAAAUUGGAGGCGAAAACCUUAAAGGAGGAAUUCCGGCUGCAUUUUAAAAACAUCUCUCGGAUCAUGGACUGUGUCGGCUGCAGUAAGUGUCGGUUGUCCACCAGCAUCUAUCAGCUCCAUAACUUCCGCCAGAUGCUGCAGGAGCAGAGGUAGCAGCAGCUUCACGAGGCCGACGGGCAGCUCUUCUGGACACCAGGCCCGCUCCCCACCCCCAUCUUGAUCCCAAUCGCCUGGAUGUGUUUGUUCUUGCUCCUUCUGGUGAACGAUGAAUAUAAAUGUGCUGCCGUUCAUCGCCUUCACCAGAUGAUUCUGAAAACUUCACCCGACAGCGUCUUUAUUCUGCUGCCCGGCUCUUCUCCCCGACCCGUUCUGGGCUCCUCUGAGCAGCUGGUUCUGAUAGUCUGUGGUCGACGAGCUGCAGGAGGUGAAGACGUGGAACAUGAACUGGACUGAGCCUCGCUACCCUCACACCAAGGUUCUCGUACGGAUCGGAUGUUCUUGAACUUGGACCGCCCACGUUCAGCUGCCUACUUUAUUUAUUCUUUGUUCCUCUCGUGUGGACUCUGAGGAUUCUGGACCAGUUUGUGUCUCUGCAGGAAUCAGUGUUUGUGUGUGCGCACGUGACGUGGCUCAUGUUUGUGGACAGGUUUUGCACUAACAGGCUGUUACUCACUGUCUGAGGUCCAGAGUCCAGAAACGGGCGGAGCUGAUCCACGGUGACCUCACAGAGUCUCAGUCCUGGUUUCAGACUCAUCAUCUUCUGGUUUCAUCACUAACUCGGCUUCAAGGAUAAAUAUUACAAGUUUUAUUUUUAAUUUCUCAGAUCCGACAGGCCCACAUCGUCUGUUCAGCAGGAGGUUCUAGUCCACAUGACGGUUCCAACAGAACCUUCUGAAAAUGGUACCGUGACGUUAACCGGUGCUAAAACGUGACAUCAUAAACAGGAAACACCGAACAGACGAUGUAAACGUGAGGCGUUCAGGGCCCGGCGGACCUUUGGUCUGCAGGAGCUUCACGUUGGAGAUCUUUGAUCACAUCAAGUCGUCCCUGAACUUACGGCAUUCUUCACCUUUUAAUGUUUUAAUUCUUGAGCGUGAUCUUUGUUCUGAGCGCUGAGCUUUUCAUGAUGGAAACAAACGUUGCAGCCAGAAAACUUGAGAGAGCAGCUGUUACGACUUCAGUUUCCCUUCACGUCCUGGAGCCGCCUUAAAGUAGGAAAAUGUAACGAUUCAGACGUCCCAGUCUGUUGUAGGAACCCAUGCAGCGUUUAGCCUGCGUGCGUGCGUGCGCGCGUGCGUGCGUGAUGAUCAAAGUGAAUCAAUGAGCCACGUUUCAUUAAUUGUUCUGUUUAAAACGUUGUGUCUCGUGCAGCUUUAAAAUAAAACGUGCACAUUACACAUGGAGACGAGCAGCUCCGU